Messenger RNA from Closterium sp. NIES-67, 5052 nucleotides. Lineage: Eukaryota; Viridiplantae; Streptophyta; Zygnematophyceae; Desmidiales; Closteriaceae. The record is from the annotation of a GenBank genome assembly.
CGGCGUUUGAUGCCUAGGGUUUGAAGAUACUCACUGCAGGUGUUACUGGUAUACUCUCCUGCUCCGUCACUUUGAAGUUCUUGGAGCUUCUCCUUCGACUCUCUCUCAGCGACUGUAAGCCAUGCGACGAAAAUGGAGUGAGCCAUAUGGCGAGCUAGGAUGUUGAUAGUCCAAAUGUAGCGAGUAGAAGCUUCGAUAAAAAUAUAUAAUAUAGAGUUCCCCCUUAGUCCCGGCUUCAGGUAAGUUCGGGAUGUCGCUGUAGACUUUCUGCAUAAGCGUGUAGCGAAUCGAUCCUGGAAAGUGACUUGGAAAAGGUUCAUGUAGAAGAUUAGCAGUGGUACACAUGGUGCAGACGGUCAGUCGGGAUGACGGAUUCAUCUUUGUUCCAUCAGGUAAGAGUAAACUGUUCUUGUCAAGAACGGAUGCUAGUAUAGAAUGAUUUAAUAUCCCCUGAGAUGGAUGACCUAACCGUUGAUGGCCCCGUGGCAACUCUGCUGGACGAUGUCGCAUUCCCUGUUCGUGCCGAACUCUGUUGUCAAGGGUAGACCACUAGAUUCAAUGCUAUGCUCCCCUUUUCUCUGUUUUGCAAAUGUGAACUCAGUUGGGUUGUGCUCUUAACACGCUCCAAAUCCUAACCGUCCACCCAUCUAGCCCCGUCGGCUCGCGGUUGUCGCAAACUUCUUAUGUACAGGCAUUAGAACGACCGGCCUAAGUGGCUAUACUGUUCGACCUACUUCUACAACUACGUCUUGCGGGACCGGGACACCAAGUCCAAGAACUUUGCCUACGGUCAAAACAUCAUGGACUUUCAAUACCUCAUAGUGCCUCUACAUGAAGCGUACGUAAUAACUGCUUGUCAAAUACGGCCUUAACAGGCGCCGCAAUCAAUUACAACUCCAUCGUUGGCUUACCCAUCCCUUCUACCCGUCCGCAGGGGACAUUGGAGCUUACUCGUAAUCAAGAACGAUGUUCAGCCAGCAGACAAAAUCCCCGAGCCAAGCAUUCUCAUUCACGCCUACUCAUACGACAUGUAUUUGCGGCGGCAGAUGCACAAGAUCAGGCCCUACGUGAAGGACGCGUGCGCCCGUGAAUGGGCGGGCCGUAUAGCAAUGCGCAAGAUGCAGGUGCCCAAGCAGCCCAACAACCAUGACUGUGGCAUGUACUGUAUGAAGUUCAUGCAAGUGCUCGUCGAGCACAACUUCAGGUAUACACGUCGUAUCAAGCUGUACGGCCAUGCUGAACAUUGGCGAGAGGAGCUACACAUCCAUCUCGUCAUGUGUUCCGUCUACUACUUGCAUUUUGGCCAACGUGUGUCGUCUCUACCAGAACUCAUCCGGGAGCUCCUAUACGGUGGUGAUGGUCAACCACCGGAUGACCAGGUCAUUAUGCAGUAGCCAUGACUCCCAAACAGUAUGGGAAGGGGAGGAGGGAGGAGACUGGGUUGAGGGAGCAGUUACUGUAAUUGGCUUGUUAAUGCCAAAACAAGUAGACGCUGUCGCUUACUCCUAGGCAGUAGUAGGUUGGUCGCCAGAGUUGCCCAUUGUGGAUAUGAAUGUGGUGUUCUAAAGGUUGGAUGUGACUUCCGCUAAGGGGAAACUCUGCCGAAAUUUCGUGGAGGCUGACACUUGUGAAAAUAUCGAGGGAGCUGAGUGUGGACAGCAAAGGGGAGCUGAAAUUCGUCAUUUCUCAAGGAGGAGAUGAAUGAGAGAGGAGGAGAUGCUAAUGGAAGAGGAGCUGUAGCUGAGAAGGCAAGUGAGCCGCCGCAAUCAAAAGUUGAAGCUUUGGAUGGCUCCAACUAUGAGGAAUGGAGCGGACGGAUGAGGAGUGCCUUCAAACGCUACAAGCUACUGAAGAUUGCUGUUGGGGAAGAGAAGAUGCCGGAAGAAGGCGAAGCACGCGAACGGUGGAUUGAGAAAAGCGCGGUGCUUUUCGACCUCAUUCUUCAAUCGGUCAACAAGGAGAUGUUCGAGCACAUCAAGGAUCUUGUGGAAGCGGAUGAUUCGGGUCCAAGGGCGUGGAAACUACUACGCGAUGUGAUUCAGCCCAACACUCUCCCAAUGGUGAUCGUGCUCGAGAAGGAACUUGCUGCCAUCUCCAUGCGACCAGGGGAUGAUGUGAAGCCGGUCCUUGACAAGAUCAAGGACACCUAUGCAAGGAUGGCAGCAGCGGGCAGUAGUGUAUCUCAGCUGCAGCAGUGCACCAAGAUCAUCUCGGUGUUGGACAACUCUUGGGACAACCUCAUCCCCACCCUCAACUCUCAGCAAGAUCAAUGGACACCUGAGUGGCUAAGGCAGCAGAUUCUGCAGGAGGACUUCCGCAGACGCCAUGUGGGAGGCGGUGCUGCCACUAAGACUGCUGAGGGGUAUGGAGCUGCAGGGCGCAGCAGAGGAAGAGGGGGUUGGAGAGGCCGAGGCCGUGGGAGGAGCUUUGGCAGAGGUAGAGGCCGAGGUGACUAUAAUGAGGGGCAUGGAAGCUCCAGUGGCAGGGGGAGUACCAGAAUGGAGGGCACCUGCUGGUACUGCAAGAAGGUCGGGCAUCCUUGGUUCAAGUGCUUCAGCAGGCCGGAGGGAUGGUCACCUCCAGGCAUGAAGCCGCCCAGUGGUGAACGUGCACAAGGUGGCGCUGUGCAAGGCUCAGGUGCACAAGGUGAAGGUGCACAAGGUAAUGCCUAUCCUGGGAUGUUUCUCAUGGUUGAGGAUGUGCAUGGGCAUGAGGGUGAUGUGGGAUCUGUGGGAAAGGUUGUGAUGCACCCUCUCAUGCACUGGGUGAUUGAUUCGGGUUGCAUCAGUCACAUGACCCCACGGGCAGAUUUGCUUGAUGAGGUAAAACCCCCUGGGAAGAUCAAGUAUGUGGCAGCAGCGUCAGGUGCUUUGCUCCCUGUGAUUGGCGUUGGGAAUGCCAAGGUUAAGGGAGCUAAUGGGGAGCUUGUGGGGCUUGGGAAUGUUCUGCUAGUUGAAGGUUUGUCUGCUAACCUUCUCUCUGUGCGGCGACUGCAGAAGAGCAAGGCCGAAGUGACCUUUGGACCAACCAGCUGCCGUGCUAAGCUUGGGAAGAAGGUGCUGUGGAGUCUGGAAGAGGAGACCAGCUGCAUCAAGGACCUAUGGCAGCUGCCCAUCAUCCCUUGGAAUGGGAAGACUCCAACAACAGCAACGGCAGCAGCGGCAAAGGCAACAGCAGGAGGAGAUGCAACUGCACCAACUGAUGGGGUCCUGGAAGCAGUCAAGAAAGUGCAGAAGCAGCAGACACAUGGUGAGGUGCUUGCUGGUGUGGAUGCGAGUGCGGCAUGUGCUAAGGCUUCAUCAAGGAGUGGAGAGGCCGAUUGGGAGACAUGGCAUGAGAGGUUGUGUCAUGUGAACUUCCCUAUGCUGCAGAAGUUGGUGAAGAAUGGGAGCCUGAAGGGCUUGGAGGUGAAAGGGGAAGUGAAGGAGAUUGGGAGCUGUCCUACAUGCUUGGAGACCAAGUUCUCCAAGUUCCCCUUCAACAGCACUACAGGACCAGCCAAGACCCCACUUGCACUUGUGCACAUGGAUGUGGUGGGGCCCACAAGAGCCCCUUCCCUCUUAGGCAGCCGCUAUUUCUUGACAAUUGUAGAUGACCACACUCGGGCAGUGUGGGUUUACCCUUUGAAGAGCAAGGGGGAGGUGGCAGCGGCUGUCCUUAAGGAAUGGAUGCCUAGAGCUCAGAGGGAAUGCGGACACAAGGUGAAGGUGAUCCGCAGUGACAAUGGUGGGGAGUUCAUUGGAGCUGAUUUUGAGGGGGAGUUGAAGAGAAAGGGGAUCCAACAUCAACUGACAGUGCCCUACAACCCGCAGCAGAAUGGCGUGGCUGAGAGGUUCAACAGGACCCUGCAGGAGGGGGCACGCACUCUCCUUGGGCGUGCAGGGCUGCCUGAUCCGUUUUGGGUGUCUGCACUGAGGCAGGUCGCCCUUGUGAAGAACAGGGUGCUGGCUACAGUUGGAGAUAAGGAGUGGAUCCCAUAUGUCAAGUGGUAUGGGAGUGCUCCAGCUGUGAACAUGCUGAGGGCAUUUGGGUGCAUGGUGGUGUUUCAUGUGCCUAAGGAGAAAAGGGGGAAGUUGGAGGCUUCUGGAAGAUGGGGUGUGCACUUGGGGAUUGCAAAGGAUCACAAGGGGUGGCUGCUAUGGGACUUGACCACCCAGAAGUUGACAGUGUCAAGGGAUGUGAAGUUUCUUGAGUCCCUGUACUACAAGGAAUGGAAGCAGCAGCAACAGAAGCUUCCAUCUACACCGCUCAUUGUGGAGGCAGAUGAGGUGCAGCAGCCUUCAAGACAGGUGGAGGUUGCAGUGUCAGAGGAGGAGAUGUCUGGGGUGACUGAGGAAGGGGGAGCAGCUGAGGUGGAGCAGCAGCAGCAGCAUGAAUCUCCACCUCGAGUUCCACACCCGCCUGAGCGUCCUAGGAGGGAUGUGCGCCCUCCUGUGAGGCUGACCUAUGGGGGAAGAGGCAAGCCGAAUGUGGUGCAGGCUGGGAGUGUGGUUGAGCAGAUUGAGGAAGAUGAGAUCGCUCACUGCUACUGGGCACCAAUCCCUGAGUACAUGGCCUUACACCAUGGGGCCAAGGAAGUAGUGUGGCUAAGGCGUUUGUUGGAGGAGUUGGGAGUUGGUCAGGAGAAGCCGACAGUUGUGUUUUGUGACAAUGAGUCCGCUGUGAAGCUCGCCAAGAAUGCUUGUCUGCAUGGGCUGACAAAACACAUAAGGCCUAAGUGGCAUUGGGUGAGGAGAAUCCUUGAUAAGGAGGUGCGGCUGGAGAUAGUGAAGACCCAUCAGCAGGCAGCAGAUAUUUUCACUAAGCGUCUGGCGGAGGCGGAUCAUUGGAAAGGCAUGAAGCUUGCUGGAAUGAGUGUGCAUUGAGUAUGCAUGCUUGAGAUGUUGGUAUGGUGGUUGAUGGUUGGCAGCCAGAGGGGGAGAUUGUUGUGUGAUGUCAUCAUAUGCUAUCACAUUCUGUCUGCCUCCCAUCCCAUGUUUUUUCAACUUGCAUGUGUGGUUUGAAUGUGCAAGCAUUUGUGUGUGGUGUGUUCUGGAGUUUGGGAAUGUGUUC